UCGAAAAUGCUCUGGUUAAAUAACUUUUUUAUUCCAUGUGUGUCAUUACUGAUGGCCAAGAUGUAAAAUAUUGCUGACAUAGAAAUUACAAAUUUAAUUACUAUUUAGCCUAUGUCCAUACCGACCGUACCCCAUGGAAAGCGUCUUUUCAUAACUUUUCGACCGUCCGUCGUCGGUAGACAUUUUUUUUUUUUUUGUACUUUGACAAUUGAACAGCUGAUUCCUCGGCGUAAACGUUACUCAGAUAUUGGAUGAACGUUGAUCGUAUUGGUUUGUAGUCUUCCGCUCAACGACAACCAUGUCAUCAUCCAAUGAUAGAAUUCGAAAACUUUGUCGAAUAUGUGGGGACGUUGGUUCAAUAAAUAUAUUUGGAUCAUUAGGACAAUCAAUGGAUUUAUCAGAAAAGAUCAACACACUGUUGACAAUAAAUAUAACACUCAACGACCGUCUUUCAACAAUGGCAUGCAAUGCUUGUGUCAAUCAAAUUAAUACAUUGAAUCAGAUAGUGGAAAUGGCUAUUCAUACUAAUGACUUGAUGAUCAAACUUCUAGAAAAAAAAGAUAGUACCUUUCAAGAAAGAAUGCUGCAACUUUGCCGUAUCUGUGGAAAUCCUGGACUAUUGUAUAUUUACAAUCAACUUGAUGAAAAUUCUGUGAGCUUAGCUGAUAAGAUGAACACGUUUUUAACAUUCAAAGUAUCUCCUACUGAUCAGCUAUCACUAAAAAUUUGUCAAAGUUGUAUUAAUCAAGUAGAAGAUGUAUAUCCUAUAUUUGAGUUUUGUCAUAACACUACGAAACUAAUGUCGAUGAUUGUUGGAAAUAUAUCACGAGAUACUAUGAAUAUUGACAAUGCCUCGUUAGAAAUUUCUGAAAUCUUUCAAGAUGAUGUUAAAUUUGAUAUUAAUGAAGUGAUAGUUCAAGGAAAAAAUGAUGGAGGUAAUGAGUUUGGCAAUAUUUUGAGGGAAUGUGAUAUUACAGCCCAAAAUACCCUUGGAAGUAUAAAUCAAAUACAAUGUUUACGCUGUACACUUCAUUUUACCUGUGGUUCAGAAUUGAGACGCCAUAUUCUGUUGAACCAUAACUUGAAAGAAUUAGAUUGUCAUCAUUGUUUUCGUCGCUGUUCAAAUUUAUUGGAAUUUGAAAAUCAUGUAAAAUUACAUUUCUAUGCUCAACAACCAUACUAUCCAUGCGAUUUAUGUUCCAUCAGUUUUGACAGUUUGGCAAAUCUUAUACUCCACAUUAAAACACACGACCUACCAAAUUCCAGAGAAUGGGCACUUAUCUACAACCAGUCUGAUAAAUCUAAAUGUUUUAGUUGUCAAUAUUGUAAUAAGACUUUUAUUCAUGAAGCAUCAAAACAAAUCCACGAACGUAUUCAUUUUACAUGCUUAAUAUGUGAGAUAUGCGGUAAACAAUUGCCAAAUAAAUCUCAGUUGAGUGUUCAUCAGCGUCAACACACUGGAGAAAGGCCUUAUCAGUGUAUGAACUGCGGUUCUUCGUUUAAAUGCUUGUCAACAUUACGCCAGCAUGAAGUUGUACACUAUGAAAAAAAGUAUAUUUGCGAAGUCUGUCUGCGUAAGUUUAGUCGACCAGAGAAGGUUCGUAUACACAUGAGAGUACACACAGGGGAAAAGCCUUACAAUUGCUUAAUAUGCAAUAACAGAUAUCAACAGAAAAACGAUUUGAAUCGUCAUAUAAAAAAGAAACACGGAGAUAAUUAUACCAUGAACAAUUUCAGAUUAAAUUUGUUUUAAAUUGAGUUAAUUCAUAUUUUAGAUAAUCAAAUUAUUCAAAUACUAUCAUAUGGUUUUUAUUAUGUACAUUUACUUAUACUUUUAUUCUAGUUAGCAUUAAUGUUCUUUUUAUCGCAUUAUAUUAAUUA
Aphis gossypii (cotton aphid) is the source of this 1881-nucleotide messenger RNA. RefSeq names its product zinc finger protein 709-like. Gene Ontology annotation, cellular component: nucleus. The record is from RefSeq and is a predicted model, not a curated record. The transcript has 8 exons. Gene Ontology annotation, biological process: negative regulation of transcription by RNA polymerase II; regulation of immune system process; regulation of cytokine production. Bases 299 to 1753 code for a protein of 484 amino acids. Gene Ontology annotation, molecular function: zinc ion binding. Lineage: Eukaryota; Metazoa; Arthropoda; Insecta; Hemiptera; Aphididae.